CAGAGACAAAAAAGUUCGUGAAUGCGUAAUUUUUGUAUGAUGCUAAACGAUUAGCAUUUGUUUUCGUUGUGAUAUUCAGAGAUAAAGAAGGUUAUAUUUAUUGGUUCAAAGGAACUAUUUAAUAUAAAACAUAAAAGGAACUAUUUAAUAUAAAACAUGACAAGUGAUAAAAAACAAUGGGACUAUAGCCAACUUAGAAAAUAUGAUCUAAAUUUUGAACAAAUUCCUAGAGUUUAUUAUAAAGAUUCAAAAAUUGAUGAGUUAUUGGCUUUAAAUAGACCAGUUGUAAUCACUGGCUCAAACAUAGUCAAACCAGCUUGUGAAAGAUGGAACUUGGAAUUUUUGGAGGACCACCUAGGGAACAGUGAUCACACUGUAUAUGUGUCUAGAAAUCAUGUAUUCAAGUAUUAUGACGAGAAAAAAAUAUUAAGCAAAAGUAAUCCAAAGGGGGUUAAAUUUAAACCUCCUACAAGGAUUGUGGAAAUGAAAGUAUAUGAGUUUAUGCAAAAAAUCAGAGAUUGGAGACAUGGAGAUGAUAGAAUAUAUCUUCAACAAUCAUUAAAUGCUAGUGUAGGACAAGCAAUAGCAGAAGAUUUUGUAAGGUUUGAUUGGCAAUAUGUAAAUGGAAAACAGGACAAACAUAACUGGGGGCCAUUAACAUCCAAUUUAUUAUUUGUGGCAAUGGAGGGUAAUGUAACACCUUGUCAUUAUGAUGAACAACAGAAUUUUUUUGCUCAAGUUUAUGGAUAUAAACGAUGUAUAUUAUUUCCUCCCAAUCAGUUUGAAUGUUUGUAUCCUCAUCCAAUAUUUCAUCCACAUGAUAGGCAAAGUAUGGUUGAUUUUGAAAAGCCAGACUACAAUAAAUUUCCAAAGUUUAAACAAGCUAAAGGAUUUGAAACUGUACUAGGUCCUGGAGAUGUUUUGUAUAUACCUAUUUACUGGUGGCAUCACGUUGAAUCAUUAUUGAGUGGAGGUCCAACAAUAACAAUUAACUUUUGGUUUAAAGGUGGACCAACUAAUAUAGAAUAUCCACUUAAUGAUCACCAAAAAGUUUCUAUAAUGAGGAACAUAGAAAAAAUGUUAGUUGAAGUAUUACAAGAUCCUAAAGAAGUUGGUCCUUUAUUGAGGACCAUGGUUUUAGGUAGAUUUACGGAAAAUAUUAACAAUUGAUGUUAUAAUCAAUUAGUUAAUAAUUAAUUUAUUAUAGUUAUUAUUUAACCUGUG
Messenger RNA from Brassicogethes aeneus, 1224 nucleotides. Lineage: Eukaryota; Metazoa; Arthropoda; Insecta; Coleoptera; Nitidulidae. The record is from the annotation of a GenBank genome assembly.